AUGCAAAAUGAUUUAAAUCAAUCGUCUACAAUAAAUACUACCACAUUAAGACGUUUUACAGUUGAUAGAAGUGCAUUUGAAAUUCGUCAAUUAAUACAAAGUAUGUUAGAAAAUUGUUCAUUUGAAAUGCGUUUAUUAGAAACAACAAAUCGUCUUUUAAAACGUGAUUUAUAUGAUAAUGUUAAUCAAUUAAAUUUGAUAUCAAAUAAAAGUAUACCAAUUCGAAUACAAUUAUGUUUCUAUUGUCAUAAAACAUUCUACGAUAAUAGGAAAAAAUUUGUUAUAUUUGCUUGUAAACAUACAUUUCAUACAAAUUGUUUAAUUAAUAUUAAAAAUGAAUGGAAAAAAUUUAAUUCUACAAUAACAACAACAACAACAAUGAAUAGUAAAUCAAUUAAUAUAUUUGAUUAUUGUCCAGAAUGUUCAAAAUUAUCGAUGAUUAAUUCAUCACAAACUACAGUGACUAAUAGUAAUCAAAAUCAUUUAACACAUCUAUCUAUUGGUGAUUUUUCUAUAGAAAAUGAAAAUGAAAAUGAAAAUGAAAAUGAAAAUGAAAAAGAAAAAGAAACAAUAUCAACUAUACAACAACAAGUGAUUGAAACAAUACUUGAACGAAAACGAUUGAAUGUUCAUCAAUUAUUAAUUAAUGAUGAUAAUAAUAACAAUGAUGAUUAUACAAAUAAUCAAUCAGUUCUAUUAACAAUAAAUUCUUUUCUUCCACAAAACUAUCUAAGAAAAAAUACAAUGGAUUUAGUACCUAAUAAAUGGCGAGAAUAUUUAUCACAGACAAAUAAUUGA
This is a messenger RNA of Didymodactylos carnosus, 798 nucleotides long. The record is from the annotation of a GenBank genome assembly. Lineage: Eukaryota; Metazoa; Rotifera; Eurotatoria; Philodinida; Philodinidae.